UGCGGUCUGAUGCGGUACAGUCUGGUCCAGAUAGACCACACUGAACGAAAAAUGAACAAUUUGAUUAGUCAACCACAAAAAUAUUGAACCAAUAACCAAGAAACAAUUGGUUAUUUUGCCUUUAAAACAUAAUUCCAACAUGUACAACAUAAAUCUCACUAAACAAUAAAGAUACAAACACAAAGCAUGAAGCAUCCCAACUUGCACCAUAACGUCAUAAACAUUUACAUAAUGUCAUAUGGAGACACGAUCGUCUCUACUUAUCUCUCGUGAAAUGUGGUAUUGAAUGAAGGAGGGGACGAGAUUCUCAAAAGUAAGAUUCAUACUUGGGUAGGGCUAGGAAUACAGACAAAACCGUAUGACAAACCGCGGUUUAAACCGUACCGCACAGUUUGGUCCGGACCCCUAGACCAUGAAUACAAUUUGGUCUGGUCCAUAGUUUGCCUCUUUCACUUGCGCUCUGUAACGGUUUGAUCUGGUCUAGACCGUGGUUAACCGUCCAGACCAUGGCCAAAAUUAAGUAUGGGUUGAGCCCAACUAGGCUCCAAAUUCCAAUGGACCAAACCAAUUUCAUUCUCCCGCCAUUGACCAUCCCAUGAUGCGAACACUCGCAGCCCUAGUCAAUGGUAAUUUUUAUUAAGGGUAAAUACAAUUUAAUAUCCAAACCUUUCAUUUUAAACAAUAUAGAAUCCAAACCUUUUCGAAAACAAUUUAAUAUCCAAAUCGUCAACUUUCCGUCCGUUUGACCUUUAGUUGACACUUCAAAAAAGCUUUGUUUAGGGGAAAUUGUCACAAUACAACUUUGUUUUGUUGUUUUGGCAUUGCAGAUGACUAAAUAUUAAGAUAUUCUAUAUCAUCAUGGUGGAGUCAUGGACUUCUAGGGUUUGGAACCACGAUAUGUUGGUAGUUAUUCAGAGAAGAUAUCGAUGGAUAUUGAUGAAGUGUCGUACUUUGAACUUUUUUGAAGUGUCAACUAACGGUCAAACGGACGGAAAAUUGACGAUUUGGAUAUUAGAUUGUUUUUGAAAAGAUUUGACUAUUAUAUUGUUUAAAAUGAAAGGUUUGGAUAUUAAAUUGUAUUUACCCUUUUAUUAAUAUAGUAUUUUGUUCCUCAAUUGUCAAAUUUCAAUUGUGUGUUUUGGAUUUUCUAACUAUUUAUUUGAUUUUUUUUCUUCCUUUGUUUAGUUUACAAUGUCCUUAUGGUGGAGCAGCAACUUGAGAUAGGAGUACCCCAAGAUUCUAACAUGAGCAAAGAGAUUGGAGGAAGUGAUGAUGUUGUCUCGGCUUCGAACAUAUGAAGGACAAAAAGAGAUUGGUGUUUGAAUUUACACUUUUUCUGGUUUGUUGAACUUAUUAGUAUUGAACUAUGGAUGUUGUUGAUUCUUAAUCUCACUUUAUGUUGGGUUGUCGACUUGAAAUGUUGGUGUUAUGUUGACUUUUGAACUUUGUCAGAUUUGAUGUCCAUGUGUUUUUUAUUUGUCACUAGCUAAUAUAUAACAUUGGAUAAUACAGGUUUUGUUGAACACAGUCUAUUCGGUCCAGACCGUACCGCACCGCAUAGGCCUUGUCUGGUCUGGACCGUAUAGGUUAUGGUCUGGUCCAUGGUCUCUGUUUUACCCUCUCGGUCUGGACCGCAGGCCGUGUAAAUGGUAUGGUCUGGACCAAACCGUACCGUUUUCCAUCCCUAGACUUGGGUAUCGUUGUGAGAGUUGGGUGAGUGAUCGAGUGGGCUACUAACACAUAUUGAGAAGUCGGCUGGGUCCAUGGUGUGGUCCGGUAAACCGCGGUCUAGAUCAAACCAGAUCAAGAGAUCAAAAUAUCAUAUAAUAGUAUAAUAUAGACCAUGCACCAGACCAAUCCACACUUAACGAUCUACGGUCCGAAUCAAACUGUGCGAUCCAGUUUGGACCCUGAUUUUUCAAACGAUUUGAUCUAUUUUUCCGACCCAAGAAACGGACGUGGAAAAACAAAUCCAAGGUGAAUCUACACCCCCGAGUCAAUGUUAAUUAUUUUUCUUCUAGAAAUUGGAAUAGGGCUCUUUUGAAAAACAAAGCAAGACCGUAAGUAGUUGAUUGGGUCAAUAUAAUUAAUUGGAUUGUCAAUUUUAUUCCGACUGCUGAGCUCAAUUAGUGUUGUGGACUUGGAGUCUUGUGAGUGGAGUUAUAGCUUCCUAGUCCCCCACUCCACUAAUUAGUAAUAAAAGUGCCAUUGCGAAAUUAUAUAUUAGAUGGAAUAAUUCUCCCAUCCUCGGUCUCCUAUACCACUUGACAUGAUUAGCUAGCUAGCUAAUUCUUCCACAUGACUAACACCAAAAGUUAAGUUGGUAAGAUUCAUUACCAUUCAACACGCCGGACUGACCGAAUUUUAUAAGGAAAAGGAAGGGGGGAAAAAGCAAGCCAGGCGGAUAUACACUUCACCACUGACACGCAUAGCUACUCGGAAACUUCUCAUCACCGAAAGCAAGACCGUACGUUAUAAUUAAUUAAUAACCAUCCCAGUUAAGUUGCAGAUGAUAUGAUGGAGAAGAAGAAAAAAAUGAAAUCCCCUCCGAUGCACAACAAUGGCCCUUGUUUGUCUUAUUCAUCAUCUUGCUCCCGUUGCGGUGGUUUUGCUCAUCUUCUGUUGUUGUUGUAGCAUUCAUCCCGGGGUAGCAGUGGACACUCUGAGGCAAGGCGGCCCAGCCCUCCCUCCCGGUUCCAACUCCUCCCUCGACAGCCCAAGCGGACAAUUCAGCUUAGCCAUCACCGAGUUCAACUCCGACAACCUCACCUGCCGCUACCUCGGCCUCUGGUGGGAGUUUCGGUACUUCAUCUGGACGGUCGACGGCAGCUUCCGCAUCUGCGACGGCUCGGGCCGCCUCGUCCUCGACCGCAACGGAACCCUCAAGCUCACCCACUCCGCCGCCGGCCCACCCCUCGUUCUCUACUCCAACAACAACAACACCACUAGCAAGAACCUGACCGCCGCCGUCCAAGACAACGGCAGCCUCGCCGUGAGGGACGGGAAAUUAGAUCCGCUGUGGCAGAGCUUCGACUCCCCCACGGAUUCCUGGCUGCCCGGGAUGAAACUCGGGGUGGUCAACACCGGGCAGAACCGUAAGCUGACGUCAUGGCUGGUGGAUUCCCUCCCGGUGAAAGGGGCCUUCACGCUGGAGUGGGACCCCAAGAGGGAGGAGCUGGUGACGAAGCGACGGGGCGUGCUGUAUUGGGCCAGCGGCAAGCAAUUGGGCCCCGACCGGUUCCAGCAUCUGGACCUCACGGGGAUCUCGUCCGCCGGGCUGGACUACAACGUGACACGUGUCUCCAAGGGCGGUGACGAUUACUUGACUUUCGGAGUUUCCGUGAACGGAAACAGUGUCCCGGGACAGUGGAACUUCAGCAUCUUGGCGUUGGGCCACGACGGCGGGAUCGAGGACAAGACCGUCGGCGUUCCGGCACUGGACCCGGACCUCUGCGACGGGAACAGCACGGAGAACGGGUGCGUGAGAUGGGAAGGGCCGGAGUGCCGCCGGAGCAACGAGGAGAGGUUUUAUCUGCCGCGGUGGGAUGAAAUGCUGGAGGAAUGGGAUGAGGAGGUGGACGGCGCGGCCAAUGGGAGUGUUGUGGUGGGUAGUAUCAGCGACUGCAAGGAGUGGUGCUGGAACCAUUGCCAAUGCGGUGGGGUCAGCUUAGAGCGCGCUGGAAAUGGCACGACUCAAUGCGUUUUUUACAAGUACGGGGUUUCUUCUAACGAGUCGUCGGGCGUUCCCCGGGCCAACAUGUACCGCCAAAUUAAGGGUAAAGUUCCUAGAAAAUACGACUCCGGUGGCAAUGGCAGCACCAACGCUCCUUCCAUUUCCCCAAGUGCAGCCCCAUCAGCAGUUGAUCCUCCUCCGGCUAAAGCAAAAGUGAAGAACAGUAGUGGGAAGUGGGUAAAGAAGAGCGGGAAGUGGGUUUUGGUUGGGAUCGCAUUGGCGCUUAUGAUCCUCCUCAUACUUACCACGUUUUGGUACACGAGGAGGCGAAAACUCAGAGAGUUGGUGACUGCGGUGAGAGAUGAAGGAAAUGGAGGGCACGAUCAUUUGACGGUUUACAGUGUGGCGGCGAUAAUGAUGGCUACAGAUAACUUUUCCCCUCAAAACAAGCUUGGUCAAGGAGGUUUUGGACCCGUUUACAAGGGAAAACUACCAAAUGGGUUGGAAGUAGCUGUAAAGAGAUUAUCAGAAACAUCAGGCCAAGGCUUGGUGGAGUUUCGAAAUGAGCUAAUACUCAUAGCUAAGUUGCAACACAGGAACCUUGUUAAGCUUUUGGGUUACUGCAUCCAUGGAGAAGAGAAGAUGCUAGUAUACGAAUAUAUGGCAAAUAAGAGUUUGGAUUCUUUUAUAUUUGACGAAUCGAAGAGAUCACAAUUAGACUGGAAUGAGCGUUUCAAUAUUAUUGAAGGAAUAGCUCAAGGGUUAUUGUACCUUCACAAGUAUUCGAGAGUGAGGAUCAUACAUAGAGAUCUAAAAGUUAGCAACAUACUACUAGACGAAAAAAUUAAUCCAAAGAUCUCAGAUUUUGGGUUGGCGCGUAUUUUCUAUACAAAUGCUUCGAAAGCUAACACAAACAGGCCAGCUGGAACAUUUGGCUAUAUGUCUCCAGAGUACAUAAUGGAAGGUGUUUUCUCCACAAAAUCUGAUGUCUUUAGUUUCGGCAUUAUGUUGCUGGAAAUUGUAAGCGGAAGGAAGAACUAUCGCCUCAUUCAACAAGAUCCACCGAUCAAUCUCGUGGGAUAUGCUUGGAAGCUAUGGGAAGAAGGCACCCCAUUACAGUUAAUGGAUCCAUUCUUGAGCAAUAUCGAUAAUUAUAAGGACCAGAUACUUAGAUGCGUUACCGUAGGGCUACUCUGCAUUGAAUACAAGGCAGAAGACCGACCGUCAAUGUCAGAGGCAAUAUCAAUGUUAAAUAAUCAAGUUGCAUCAUUGCCCAUACCAAAACAACCCGGCUUUACGACGAGGCCGGGAAGUAUUGGUUCUGAGAGAAGGAACCUGCCAGAAAAAUGUUCAGACAAUGAGGUCACGUUGACAACAAUGUGUGCUCGAUAGGUAGACAUGGAGGAUUCCAUCACUUUUUUUGUUGAGUUUUUUAUUCUCUUUUGCUUCUUGUAUGCAUCUUAGUAUAUUUGCAGACACUUUGAUGUGGUGUUUUUUGAAGGAAAUACGAGGAUCAGGUGUCAGAAUCAGAUAAAAAAUAAGCUUGUCCCUAUUUUAAAAGGAACUAACUUACUGGAUAUCUACGAAAUUGAGUCGUGAGAGUUUGACCAAACGUAAACUACAAGUCUAAAGACCAAAUUGGUCCAAAGAGAACUAUAAUGUGAGAAGGAACUUCUAGUCCUAAAAUAUACUACUAGACGAGAAUCCGAAAUCUUAAAAUCUCGUAUUUUGGUAUGUCUCACAUUUUCAAUACAAAUGCAUUGGAAGAUAGAACAAAUAGUCUUGUCGGAACAUAAUAAGUAGCCUCUCAAAUUUCCUCACCCACCAUACUAUCUUUACGUCAGUGGUGGUCAUAUUUUUUAUCAUGUAUAAGUUGGAAGGAUUCCUUACGUAUUAGGAUUGAUUGAAAAUUUAGUAAUUAAUUACAUCUAACUAUGUGACACAGUAAUUAAAUGUUUCCCGGGUACGCCAUGGAUGACACAGUUUUAUUUUAUGUUGUAUGUAUCUUAGUUACCCUCCAUACAGAAUAUAGAAGUAAAUUAAUUAUUCAAAAUCUAAAAUCUCUUAAAUUAUAACAUAAUUUCUCUCCACAUAUUAUGUCUCUCCCAUAAUACAGUAGCUAGUUGUCCUCAUUCGUGUUCGCCGUCGUUGUCGUCGUUGUUGUCCGACUGUUUCCUCUUGAUCUCUUGAUUGAUCUCUCGAUCUCAAGGCUGCAACUGCUUUGUCCUUGCUACUGGCCGAGAGAACGAAUUGGGCUGGAGAGAGACCAAAUUGAGCCCAAAGAGAUGCUUAAUUGGUCUGUAAAGAAAAUGUGAAAAAAAAG
This is a messenger RNA of Linum trigynum, 5996 nucleotides long. NCBI's taxonomy places the organism in Eukaryota, Viridiplantae, Streptophyta, Magnoliopsida, Malpighiales, Linaceae. The record is from the annotation of a GenBank genome assembly.